Molecule: messenger RNA, 3345 nt
Organism: Rattus rattus (black rat)
Lineage: Eukaryota; Metazoa; Chordata; Mammalia; Rodentia; Muridae
Gene: Ppm1m
Product: protein phosphatase, Mg2+/Mn2+ dependent 1M
Exons: 10
Coding region: 594-2150 (518 amino acids)
Biological process (GO): protein dephosphorylation
Molecular function (GO): protein serine/threonine phosphatase activity
Source: RefSeq, a predicted model, not a curated record
AGAGGAUGACACUUGCCUGUGAUUGCAGUAUGCAAAAGGCAGAGGCCAGCCUGGGGCUACAUGGUGAGCACCCUCUCAAAAUAAGAGAUGUUGGUGAAAUUCUUCAUGUUCCUCAGUCCAAGGCUGCACCUUUGGCCAGCUGGAGAAAGGAACUACAUUCCCCUAUAGGUUCCUUUUGUCCGUCACUCACACUCCUGGGAGGAUCUUGUGCAGUCGAGAAGCCAUCUUAACUGUAGGGGCAGACAUUUGGGAGCGGGCUUCUGAGGAUGAGGACAAGGGUGUACAGAACUCUGGAAUAUUGAGCACGCUCUGACUCAAUAUGUCGGCCUCACACCUCCAAGGACAUACUGUCCCGGUCUUCCCCCUUGCGUAAGACCGUGGCUAGCAGAGCAAGGCUGAUGCUGUGCGUAGCACCUGCCCAGCACCCAUUCUAGAGAACUCUCUGAGGUUCCUAGAGUGAAGGGAAGGGCUUCCCCUCUCAGAGGAUCAAGUCCCACAGGUGCGGGUGAGCCUUUGUGCCUUCUCAGUGGUACUCUGACGGAGGCAGGAGGCUUCACCUCGCUAGGCCUCGGUUAUCCUGCCUGUAAAGUGGCAUGCGUGGCUACAUUCCCUUCUUACAGAUGGCCAAACUGGCCGCACACCCUAGGGCGGAUGGACGGGGGCGUGGCCUCUCACCCCAAGCUCCACCCCCAGCCCGCUUCCUCACUGUAGCGGGCGGGACCCUGGCGUCCCGCUGUGCGCGGGCAGCCCCCGGCCGCCACGCAAUGUCCGCCGGCUGGUUCCGGCGCCGCUUCCUAGCCGGGGGUCCACUUCCAGAGCCGCGGCCACCUGGACCACGCUCCAGCCCGGUGCCCUAUCACCGGCCCCGUUUCCUGCGGGGCUCUGGGUCCAGCCCUGGCGCCAACGACGCUUCGCGCCGCCCGGAUGCCCGGCCAGUGCGCAGCCCAGCACGGGGCCGCACGCUGCCUUGGAACGCUGGCUACGCCGAGAUUAUCAAUGCAGAGAAAUCUGAAUUCAACGAAGACCAGGCUGCUUGUGGGAAGCUCUGCAUCCGGCGAUGUGAGUUUGGGAUCGAGGAAGAUCAGGAGUGGCUGACGGUGUGCCCAGAGGAGUUCCUGACAGGUCACUACUGGGCACUGUUUGAUGGGCAUGGUGGACCUGCCGCAGCUAUUUUAGCUGCCAACACCCUGCACUCUUGCCUCCGCCGACAGCUGGAGGCUGUGGUAGAAGGCAUGAUGGCCGCUCAGCCCCCCAUGCACCUCAGUGGCCGCUGUGUCUGCUCCAGCGACCCACAGUUUGUGGAAGAAAAGGGGAUCCGGGCAGAAGACUUGGUGAUUGGGGCUCUGGAGAACGCCUUCCAGGAAUGUGAUGAUGUGAUCGGGAGAGAGCUGGAGGCCUCAGGCCAGGUGGGUGGCUGUACAGCUCUGGUGGCAGUGUUCCUGCAGGGGAAGCUGUAUGUGGCCAAUGCUGGGGAUAGCAGGGCCAUCUUGGUGCGGAGAGAUGAGAUACGGCUGCUCAGUUCUGAGUUCACUCCAGAAACAGAGCGGCAGCGGAUCCAGCAGCUGGCCUUUACCUACCCCGAGCUUCUGGCUGGUGAGUUCACCCGACUGGAGUUUCCACGGCGGCUGAAGGGGGAUGACUUGGGGCAGAAGGUUCUGUUCAGGGAUCAUCACAUGAGAGGCUGGAGCUACAAACAGGUGGAAAAGUCUGAUCUGAAAUACCCACUGAUUCAUGGACAGGGUAGACAGGCUCGGUUACUGGGAACACUGGCUGUCUCCAGAGGGCUGGGAGACCAUCAGCUUAGAGUCCUGGACACCGACAUCCAGCUCAAGCCCUUCCUGCUCUCCAUCCCGCAGGUGACUGUGCUGGAUGUAGACCAGCUGGCAUUGCAGGAGGAUGAUGUGGUUGUCAUGGCAACUGACGGGCUCUGGGAUGUCCUGUCCAAUGAGCAGGUGGCACUGCUUGUGCGGAGCUUCCUCACUGGGAACCGAGAGGACCCACACAGGUUCUCAGAGUUGGCCAAAAUGCUGAUACACAACACACAAGGGAAGGACGGUGGUGCCUCCGGAGAAGGGCAGGUGUCUUACGAUGAUGUCUCCGUGUUCGUGAUUCCUCUGAGCAGCCAGGCCCAAGAGGGCGGUGGCCACUGAGGAUUCAGAUACUGCAUUCUAGAACCCCUUCAGGACCAAUGCAGACUCAGCAUACACCCACCGUGGCCAAGAGCAGGCUCUGCCUGGCCUGUUCCAAGCCACAGCCCAGCGCUCACCAGGUCCCACCUUCUGCAAUGGUAACAUUUCCGCUGGCAGAGGUACUUUAUAGCAUAUGGUUUCUGUGUUGGCCCCUCUGCAGGAUAAAGGGUACUAGGAAGCCCUGGGGAACAAGCAGCUUGUUUGGUUCCAGUCCGUGAAAUCUCUGGUUAUUCAUUUAACCAUUUAUCCAUCCAUCCACACAAGGCACCUUCUUGAAACCACUGAGCAGGCUCACAUUUGCUUAAUUUAAUUAAGAUUAAAGCAAUCUAAAUUUUUCUUUUCUCUCUCUUUUUUUAAAAGAUGGGGUCUCCGUUAUGUAGUUCCGGCUGUCCUGGAACUUGCUUAUAGACCAGGCUGGCUUCAAACUCAGAGAUCACCUGCUUUUGCCUCCUGAGCACUGGGAUUAAGUGUGCUGGGCUAAAUCCGCCAUAUUGAGAACAGUUCCUGAAACCUGUUCAGAGCCUGCCUUGCCCUCUGCCAGUGAAGGGCACAGGUCCCAGACAGUCUGUAGAGAAAAUGGGUGAGAAGUCUCCAGCAUUGGCGGGGCUGACUGUCACUGCCUGGAGCCCGCCUGCCAUCUGGUUGCUUUCCCUGAGUCCCAGGCCUGCCCUACACACCAACAGUGUCUGUGCUGUUCUCAGUCAUGCCAAGUACAAACACUUCUCAGCAAGCUCGUUCUCCAUGUUUCCAACCUUCCACUUUUAGCCAGCCUAGCGCUAUCCCCACCCACUCUGGUGCUGCUCUCCUGCCCACUCUCGUACCAGCCUCCAAAGACGCACACAUCUUCUACUCCUGGCAUUGGCCAGAUAGCAUUCUCUUCAGGGACCCAGCCAACAUGUUAUUAAAUGUUUGCAUGUGAAAGCCCCCAUGAAUCAGGAAUUGCUCACACAGCCCUGGCUGACAAUUUUGCCAUUUCUUGUGGCCUCUCAGUGGAUUCUUUUUCGUUCUACCAUGCAAACCUGCAAACAAUCAGGACUGGUCCCAUGCUCAGCCCCCUCGCUGCUGCCAGGAAAUGAGAAGACCUGUGAACUCUGGAUUGGAGGCACCGGAAGGGCUGCCUUUUUACUUUAAAAAAAAAAGUUUUGCAAGAAUUUCA